Messenger RNA from Acanthocheilonema viteae, 801 nucleotides. Lineage: Eukaryota; Metazoa; Nematoda; Chromadorea; Rhabditida; Onchocercidae. The record is from the annotation of a GenBank genome assembly.
AUGAAUCACUACCCGGAUCACUUAUCGUAUGCACAUCGCUAUAAUGAUAAAGAUUAUGACAAAUCCAUUUCAAUAAUAGAGGUGAUCUGUAUGGAUCAAAGCUUCACUGAAUGGCGUCAAGCUUGCAAGUUUUCGGCUUUUCGGCCAUUUGCCAUGUUGAAGUCAGCAGCAACUGCACGGCUGUUCCACCGCUGCUGCAAGAACUCUUCAAACCGUUUCACUUCUCGACCUCCUGUACUUUCGUUAGCAGUGCCAUCACCAAUCUGGCUAGCUCUAAACUUACUUCUGAUAACAUCAGCUACAACACAGUUCAGUUCCACCAGAUCACAAUCACAACCACGAUCAUUAGAUACCGACCAAUGUCAGACUGAUAUUCCCGGUGAUUGUAAUCCAUACUCAUGUCGUGGCACUUGUGAAGGACGAUAUGUUCGAUUUUGGAAUAGCAAGCUAAAAAUUGAUCGAACUAUAAAAAGUUGUCAUUGUGUGCAGGAACCAAUAUGUAGCUUAAUCGGAAUGAAUGCUUACGCCGGUUGUCGAACUUAUACAAUGCUCUCUACAACAGCACAACGAUUCAUCCGAUUAUGGACGAUGAGCGAUACGGAAAAGUCGGAUAAUCAGCGAUCCUCACUUUUUCCCUUCCCUUUUGAUCGUUCUUGGGAUCGAUUACGACAUAAUCAAUUACUUAAUGCUAAUUCUAAAUUUUGCUGUCGCACAGCCAAUAUUACUUUUUCGGGUUCUAUUAUUUUUCGUUACAAAUCGUUAUCAAUUUUGCUUCCAAUUUCAUUUGCUUUAUUUUUGUAA